Diorhabda sublineata is the source of this 1118-nucleotide messenger RNA. RefSeq names its product alpha-tocopherol transfer protein-like. The transcript has 6 exons. Gene Ontology annotation, cellular component: membrane. Bases 272 to 1048 code for a protein of 258 amino acids. NCBI's taxonomy places the organism in Eukaryota, Metazoa, Arthropoda, Insecta, Coleoptera, Chrysomelidae. Gene Ontology annotation, molecular function: phosphatidylinositol bisphosphate binding. The record is from RefSeq and is a predicted model, not a curated record.
UGUUUAUUAGAAAUAUUGACGAAAUUUUGAAUACUUGUAGAAAAAAUGAUAUAUUUCUAUAUUUUAUAAUUUAUAUUUCAGUCUAUACCAAUGAAUCAUUGUUAAGUUGUAGGAAAAAAUUUAUUUCUGUCCUGUCUUUUGUUGACAUUACAUUCCCAAGUUCACUCAUAACUGUCAUGUCGAAAGAUGUAAACAAUAAUUUUUGCAGACUUGUAAUAAUUAAAGUCUAGGUCAUGAAUCAUUUGUUGUCGUUCCGUUCGUAUUAGCAAAUAUGGAAAACGAAAAUAAAGAGCAGAAAUACGAGAGUUUCAAAGAAUUUGAAAAACUAGCUAGAGAGAAAAAUAUCAAUCGUUUGGACAAAAGUUAUUUGAGAAGAUUUUUCGUUGGACGACAGUAUGAUACCGUGGCAGCUUUAAAAGCACUUCAAAAUUACGAAAGUUUCGUAAAAAGACGUAAAGAACGAUGGCUGACGAUGAAAAAAACAAGAAUAGAACUGUUAAUGCAAUAUCAAAUUGUUGAAAUAUUAUUAAGUCCUGGUAUUCAAGGACAAUACAUUGUUUGGAUACGAUUAGAAAAUUGGGACCCUGGAACAGUUGAAGCUGACGAAAUUUUAGAGUUUUCAGGUCUACUCUGCGAGCUUCUUUACGCAGAAGCAGACGAAAUUCAUUCCAUCGACAUUAUCGUCGAUUUACAUAAUUUUUCCCUGAAACACUUGUACGGAUUAUCCCCAAAGUUUGCUAAACGAAUGGUGUUUUUUAUGGCAGAAUGUCUGCCAAUGAUUAUGUCACACAUUUAUGUAGUUAGACAACCGAAAAUAUUCUAUCUGGUAUAUUCUUUAUUUAAGCCGUUUUUGGAUGAGAAUAUUAGAAAAACUAUCAAAAUAUGUGGUCAUAAUUAUCAACUGUUGACUGGAACUAUUGGAAAACAUAAUUUACCUAUAGAGUUCGAUGGUACGGUGAAUUAUUCAAAACUUACCAGAUGGUUGAAUAUUUUUCACAACAACCGUACGCAAAAAGGUCUAAAGUUGGCUGGAUACGAAUUCGUCUGAUUUGUUCUUAAGAAAAUUUUUAUUGAGUGAAAAUUUUGUACUAUUUAGAAAUAAAUGUCUACUGUAUUAA